Molecule: messenger RNA, 1065 nt
Organism: Elgaria multicarinata webbii
Lineage: Eukaryota; Metazoa; Chordata; Lepidosauria; Squamata; Anguidae
Product: E3 ubiquitin-protein ligase RNF167-like
Exons: 1
Coding region: 1-1065 (354 amino acids)
Biological process (GO): ubiquitin-dependent protein catabolic process
Molecular function (GO): ubiquitin protein ligase activity
Source: RefSeq, a predicted model, not a curated record
AUGUGGUCUCCUCUUUCUCCACUUUUGCGCAUGGUGACUGUGUUCUUAAUCCUCCAAGUCCCCACCGCCAACGCCUUCAUCCACGCCGUUUGCAGCCACAACUCCACCACUUUUGAUUUCGGGGCCCUGCCCGCGCUUUUUGGGCCCCCUCUUCCCGCAAGGGGCCUCACGGGAUUCCUGAUCGAGGCGAUGCCCGCGGACGCCUGCCAGCCCAUCGAGGGCCCGCCGAACACCUCCUCCAUCUUUGUGGCGCUCAUCCAUCGGCACGACUGCUCCUUCGCCACCAAAGUCCUCCACGCGCAGCAGGCAGGGUUCCGUGGGGCCAUCGUGCACAACGUGGACUCCCAAACCCUCGUGAACAUGGUGAGCGAGGUGAGCAUCCAACGACACGUCCACAUUCCGUCCGUGUUCACCGCAGACGUGGCUUCCAAGAUCCUGAAGCAGCUUCAUCGCUCUGGGGAACUGUCUUCGGUGGUUCUGGUGCCGGAAUAUUUCCACUUCACCUGGAAGGGUUCUUCUGGGAUGGCCCAGAUUUCCUCCUCGUCCCCUUGCCGGUGCCACAUCCAGCUGCCUGGUCCCUGCUCACGGAUGACGUCUCUCCGUACCUGUUGGAUGAUUUGCAUCCCCGUGUCUACCUUGAUUGCCUGUCUGCUGAUUGAGAAAUAUCUAUCGAUGUGCAAAAAAAGGAAGACGUGGAGGAGAACCCCUCGUUUCCUGGAAAAUGGAAGCGGGCUGGUCCGCAUCUCAUUUACUAGUUCCAAGUACCAAGAAUGCGCCAUCUGCUUGGACAGGUACAUGGAACAUGACAGUUUGAAGGUCCUCUCGUGUUCGCAUGCCUUCCACAGCAAAUGCAUCGACCUCUGGCAUAUCUCCCAGACCAGGAGUAAGACCUGCCCUCUCUGUAUGCAGAAGGUGAAGGUGGUCACCCGAUUGCAAGCGGUGAGGUUGUGGAAAGACGGGACGAGGGAAAACAAUUGGACUUUGUGGUCCGGCAAAGGUAAACCUGCCUCUGAUGACCAGCACCCAUGUUUGCUGCUCUCACAACGGCUCCCUCCCCAAUUCUGA